AUGAUUGCUAGUACCAGUUUCACCGCUGCCAAAAAAAUGAAGAUCUCGGUAACGCGGGGAAAAAGAAUUCAGGAACUUCCCGAUGAAGUCACUAUAACUUUUUCUUAUGAAGAUGCAGCCGGCAUCACCCUACCACAUAACGACGCUCUGAUCAUCACUGUGUCCAUUGACUACUUCCAAGGAACACCACUGGAGUGGGUGAGAUGCAACAAAAGCACGCAUUAUAGAGAUUAUAUGAAGAGAACCGAAUCAUAUGUGUAUGAUGUCCUAAGUGUCAUUGACGAUCAUCGACAUCUCACCAUCAAAUCCUGUCGAGCUCUAGUUUAUAGUGGUGACCAUGACAUGGUUGUUCCCCAUUUGAGCACGAAAGAAUGGAUUGACACUUUGAAGCUGCCGAUUCUAGAUGAUUGGGAGCCUUGGUUUGUUGACAUGGUCAAAUACAAGGUGAAGUAUUCACAAAAUGAUUAUAAGUUGACAUAUGCAACUGUUAAGGGUGCAGGUCAUACACCUCCUGAAUACAAGUCGGAACAAUUUCUGCCCAUGGUGAUAGGUCAAAAUUGUGAAGUGAGAGAUAUGAUCACAAAUUUUUUCAAGCCUCAAACGACUUCAGAUUCUCCUCCGCUAAACUCUCGACAAAGUCCAGUUAUUCACAACGUCGAUGAUGCCAAUCCUUCUCGACCAUCAGGUAAAGACAAGAUGUUGAAUUUGGCUCCUCUUGAAUCCGAUCCCGCUAAAAGAAAACAAAUGUCAUCUUAUUUUCCUAAUCUACGUGAUAGAGUGAGGAGAUAUUACAUUAACAAGGGUCUAUGUAAACCUGAUGAUCAUUUUGUUUUUCCAGUAACAUAUUUUGGUGUAAAACCACGUUCUUGUCAUUCUGAUUGGUUUGGCACUUCAUAUUCUGGAUGGUUAGAAUACAACAUUGAAAAAGAUGCAGCUUUUUGCUUAUGUUGUUACUUGUUUAAAAAUGAGACGGGAGGAUAUGGAAAACAAGUAGGCGAUCCAUUCACAGUGGAUGGUUUCAGAAGUUGGAAUAAGGGUUUAGCAAGACUUAAUAAACAUGUGGCUGAAGUGAAUAGUGUUCAUUAUUGGUGUUUCAAGAUGAUGUUAGAUUUAGAUAAUCAAGCACAAUAUAUUCUAACUUGUUUUGACAAGGAAAAUGAGGAAACUAAAGGAAAAUAUCGGGUUCGCUUGAAUGCUUCGAUUGAUGUUGCAAGGUUUCUUUUAAAAGAAGGAAUGCCUUUUCGAGGCCAUGAUGAGAGUGAAACUUCUUCAAGAAGAGGAAACUUUUUAGAUCUCUUAAAGUGGUAUGCGGAUAAGAAUGAAGAUGUGAAACAAGUUGUGUUAGAAAAUGCUCCACAAAAUGACAUCAUGAUUUGUCCAAGUAUUCAAAAAGACAUUGUGAGUUCUUGUGCAAAAGAAACAGUGAAAGCAAUUGUUGAAGACUUAAAUGGGGAUUACUUUGGGAUAUUAGAUGAGUCUAAGGAUGUCUCUCAUAAAGAACAAAUGGCUCUUAUUCUACGGUACGUCAACAAAGAGGGUAAACUAAUGGACCGAUUCCUUAGUGUUGUUCAUGUUAAAGAUACAUCUGCAAGAUCGUUGAAAGACACGAUAUAUUCUUUACUUUUAGAACAUAAUUUGAGUUCAUCUCAAAUUCGGGGACAAGGUUAUGAUGGAGCUAGUAAUAUGCAGGGAGAAAUCAAUGGUCUUAAAACUUUGAUUAUGAAAGAUUCUCCUUCGGCAUAUUGCACACAUUGCUUUGCUCAUCAAUUGCAAUUGACUCUUGUAGCUGUUGCGAAGAAGCAUCAUGAGGUAGAUCAAUUUUUUGAUAUUCUUGCUAAUGUUUUGAAUGUUGUUGGAGGUUCUUUUAAGCGUAGGGAGGUGCUUAGAGACGAUCAAGCAGAAAAAUUAAAGGAGCUACUAGUGCUUGGUGAAGUUCAUACAGGAAGUGGAUUGAAUCAAGAACUUGGGCUUCAAAGGGCAGGGGAUACACGUUGGAGUUCUCAUUUUAAGACAAUGCGUAACUUUAUUAUUUUAUUCUCUUCAAUUAUUCGUGUACUUGGAGUUCUUGCUAAGGAGGGUUCAAAUUAUCAAGAGAGAUCACUGGCAAAAAUUUUAGUAGAUGACAUAAGAUCUUAUGAGUUUGUGUAUACAUUGCAUUUGAUGUUGAAAGUGUUAGCAAUUACACAUGAUUUGAAUAUGGCCUUGCAAAGAAAAGAUCAAGAUAUCAUAAGUGCGAUGAACCUUGUUGGUUUCACAAAGAGACAAUUGCAAUCUAUGAGAGAGUCUAAAUGGGAUUCUUUGGUAAAAGACGUCUCUUCAUUUUGUGUCAAGCAUGAUAUUAUGAUCCCCGAAAUGGAUAAAAAUUGUGCUCUUGGAAAAUCAAAGCGUAAGAGCUUAAGUGUUAAAUAUUCUCAUCAUUUGCGUGUAGAAGUUUUUGAUGCUGUAAUUGAUUUGCAACUUGCAGAGCUUAACAAUCGUUUUGAUGAAGUGAAUACCGAUCUACUUCUUGAUAUGGCUAGUUUGAGUUCGGAUAAUUCUUUUGCAAAUUAUGAUAAAGAGAGGAUUAUGAAACUUGCUACACAUCAUCGGGAUGAGUUUAGUGUUUCCAUGCUUGAGAAUCUUAGUUUUGAGCUUGACAACUAUAUUGACUAUGUACGAGAAGUGAACAAUGCUUUCUCUAACUUGAAAAGACUUGGAGAUCUUUCAGAGACAUUGGUUAAAACAAAUUUGCACAAGACUUGGAGACUUGUUUAUUUGCUUGUGAAGUUGAGCUUAAUAUUACCUAUCGCUACUGCAACAGUGGAAAGAGCUUUUUCUUCGAUGAAGUAUAUUAAAAAUGACUUGCGUAGCAGAAUUGGUGAUGAAAUUUUUGAAUGA
This is a messenger RNA of Lycium ferocissimum, 2877 nucleotides long. RefSeq lists its product as uncharacterized. Gene Ontology annotation, biological process: proteolysis. Gene Ontology annotation, molecular function: serine-type carboxypeptidase activity. The coding region runs from base 1 to 2877 and encodes 958 amino acids. The record is from RefSeq and is a predicted model, not a curated record. NCBI's taxonomy places the organism in Eukaryota, Viridiplantae, Streptophyta, Magnoliopsida, Solanales, Solanaceae. The transcript has 6 exons.